AUGGCUACGUCUAUACUUGGGGAAGAACCACGGUUUGGAACUACACCUCUAGCUAUGCUGGCUGCAACUUGCAACAAAAUUGGCAACACCAGUCCUCUUACAACUUUACCUGACUCGAGCGCUUUCUCAAAAGGUGGAUUUCACCCGUGGAAAAGAUCCUCCUCCAGCUGUAACUUGGGAUCCAGUCUGCCCGGUUUCACAGUAGCAACAAGCCGCGCGUCGACAGGACUAACACCGACCAGUGGCACAGGCAACAGCGCCUUUUGCUUAGCCUCCACCUCCCCGACCUCGUCUGCAUUUUCCACAGAGUACAGCGGUCUGUUUUCCAACUCCGCGAGCGUCACAUCCCAAGAGUCUGGACAGUCGGCUUUUAUCUCCAAAGUCCACACAUCAGCAGAGACUCUGUACCCGCGGGUGGGGAUGGCACACCCGUACGAAUCGUGGUACAAGUCCGGUUUCCACUCAACCAUCUCUGGUGAUGUUACCAACGGAGCGUCUUCGUGGUGGGACGUCCACACAAACCCCGGGUCGUGGCUCGAUGUCCAAAAUCCUGCAAGCACCCUCCAGACCUCGCUGCACUCCGGGACGCCCCAGGCCAUCCACUCCCAGCUGAGUGGCUACAACCCGGACUUCUCCUCGCUGACCCACUCGGCGUUUAGCUCCACUGGAAUCAGCCCCUCUGCGUCUCAUCUACUGUCCACCAGUCAGCACCUGUUAACACAGGACGGUUUCAAAACAGUUAUCCCCACUUACACAGACGCUUCUGCCGCCAACGCCAUGAUUUCUGGUGGCAGUUCAGGAAUAAGUAGCUCCUCAAGGUCGUCCCGGCGGUACUCCGGUAGAGCAACAUGUGACUGUCCGAACUGCCAGGAGGCCGAGCGACUGGGACCCGCCGGGGCCAGCCUGCGGAGAAAGGGACUCCACAGCUGCCACAUUCCCGGCUGCGGUAAAGUGUAUGGAAAGACAUCUCACCUCAAAGCGCAUUUGAGAUGGCACACCGGCGAGCGGCCUUUUGUCUGCAACUGGCUUUUCUGUGGCAAAAGGUUUACUCGGUCCGAUGAGCUCCAGAGACACCUUCGCACCCACACCGGCGAGAAACGGUUUGCUUGCCCGGUGUGUAACAAGCGCUUUAUGCGGAGUGACCAUUUGAGCAAGCACAUCAAAACGCACACGGCCGGUGGAGGAGGCAAAAAGGGGAGCGACAGUGACACCGACACCAGUAACCUGGAGACCCCGAGGUCCGAGUCUCCAGAACUUAUUUUGGAGGGAGUAAAUCCCAGAAUCACUGUUAAGGAUCCGUCUCCUCACGACGAGCCCUAA
Messenger RNA from Toxotes jaculatrix (banded archerfish), 1320 nucleotides. It is a transcript of the gene sp9, whose product is annotated as sp9 transcription factor. The transcript has 2 exons. Gene Ontology annotation, biological process: regulation of transcription by RNA polymerase II. The coding region runs from base 1 to 1320 and encodes 439 amino acids. Gene Ontology annotation, molecular function: RNA polymerase II cis-regulatory region sequence-specific DNA binding; DNA-binding transcription factor activity, RNA polymerase II-specific. NCBI's taxonomy places the organism in Eukaryota, Metazoa, Chordata, Actinopteri, Toxotidae. The record is from RefSeq and is a predicted model, not a curated record.